Messenger RNA from Psylliodes chrysocephalus, 2269 nucleotides. The record is from the annotation of a GenBank genome assembly. NCBI's taxonomy places the organism in Eukaryota, Metazoa, Arthropoda, Insecta, Coleoptera, Chrysomelidae.
CCUACAUUAUAUGUUUAUCUGUUGAUUAAUAACAAGUUCUGUGAAUAACAAUAACACUUACAAUGGUAUUUAUCGUGCCAGAUACUUUUCUAGAAAAUUACACCUGUAGUGUGUGUUAUAAAUAUUUGUCGGUGAUACCAGUUAAAAUAUGUCGCAAAAAAAAUAUAUGUGGUAGAUGUGUAAAAAAUGAAAGUAGUGAGACAGAUUCAAUGUAUAACAAAAUUGCCGUUGGAGCACUUUUCAAAUGUGUAAAUCAAUAUGACGGGUGUAGAAGUAUUCUACCAGUUAAUCAAGUAGAAGCUCAUGAAAAAAUAUGUAAAAGUAAGGUACAUGUAUGUCCAUUGUGCCCAGAAGCAGUAAAUCUUGAAACGUACCUGUUUAUUCAACACUUUAGACGGUAUCAUAAAAAUCAUAUUUUAGAAAAAUGUUAUUUUGAACUGGAAAUGGAUAACUCGUUGUAUCAGCAUCAAAUUUACCUCUACAAAUCAAAAAACAACUUAUUUUUUGUAAAAGUUCAGAUAAAAUCAGCCACAUUGACGUUUACUAUAUCUGCAUUGAGAGAUGAAAAUUUGGAAGAGAUUUAUCAAAGAUUUCGUAUAAUUUGUGUAGAUUCAAUUAUCGAAACAAAUAAAAAGUUAGUACUGUCAGUUACUAAAUCAGAAGGUAAUUCUUUUAUUAUUUCGAGAUCUCUUUUUAUAAAAGGAAAAUUACAUGUGCUAUUCGAAUUGGAAUCCAGUGGCGUAACGAAAGUAAUUGAAGAAUCAGGUGAACCCAGUACUUUAAAGAAAAACAAUUCUGUUAUUAAAAUAGAUAGAAAAGUAGCUUAUAAACUACAAAUCAGUAAGUCUGAAGUAAAUAUAAGAGGAAAAAUAUUUGUACCGUUUUGUUUUGUUUGUUCAGAUGUGAUAUGUAUCGAUGAUGAAAAUGAUCUUAAUUACAUUAUGUUAAAAGAUAGAUAUAUCUAUGUUUGUCUACAUUGCCUGCUUUACAUAAAACGCAUUAAAUCGUUAGACUAUUGGAUUGAUUCUGAAGAUAGUUUUACUACCAGUUGUUCUAGGAUAUUGUAUUAUUGUCAAUGGGAAUGUGGAACUGCUUGCUAUAGCGAAGAACUUUUAUUUCAUGAAAUAAAUUGUAUUAAUCAACCAACAAGAAAGUGCCCUUUUAAUGAUUGUGAUUUUAUGGGUAAAUUAAAUGACAUAGAAAGGCAUUUUGAUUCAACUCACAAAACAAAUGAAAAUGACAUUUAUGUAUAUACAAGCUUUGUUCUUAUUUUACCAAACGUAGAAAUGUACGUCUGGUUGAAGGGGUAUUUUGUUAUUAUUAAAUUUACAUUUAGUACUGACUUUUUUAAUUUAAAAAUAGAUUAUAGAGGACUACCAAAGCAAAUGACAUUAGUAAUUGUGUUGGAAAGUGGUCGCGGUUACUAUGUAAGUGGUCCUAAUGGAACAACUUUGAGGUUAAAUUUAAGCGAAUAUGAUUACGAUGAUAUACUAAACGGUUAUGCUAAAAUAAUUAUUAGAGAGGAAACUGAUAAUUUUGAUAAUUGUAUUUAGUGCUCUAACAAGUAUAAGAGCAAUUUUGUUUUUUUUUUGUAUAGGGUUACCAGAUUCAAAAAUACAAACUCCUGACAUUCCUUACGAAAAUUCCGGACAUUUCUUUAAAACUCAGAAAUAUUUACUAAACGUUUUAUUUAAAAAAGUACCUAUCGUUAAAAACUAAAAACAAAAACAGUUCAAUUAAAAAUUUGUGAAAUUAAACAUUAAACAUUAUUUAAUAUAAAGGCCAUACACAAGACAACAACAACAACAACAACCGUCUAUUAAAGAAUAUAUACAUAAAAAAUAAAUUAUGAAAAUAUAAAAGAGAAGUUAGAUUCAGUUUCAACGGCUAAUAGAACUGUUUAUACGGGAUUUUAAGUAUAGCUUAAUACGUUUGAUGAUUUUCUUGAAAAUUCCGUACAAUUUAUAAUUCCCGGCACAUUCCGGACAAAGCGCCAACAUUCCGGAUAUGUCUGGACUUUUCCUGGCAUCUGUUAACCCUGGUUAGGUAUAAUUUUGUCACGAUUUCUAAAGGUUAUUAUUUAAAUAAUAAAUUUACUUUACGUUUAUAUUUUUUAUUAAUGAUACGUGUACUUAGAAAUAAGUUUUGUUAAUAAUAGUAUUUAAGCAAAAUAAUAUAAUUUUUUUUUCUUGUACUAUUUUUAAUAAAAAUUAGCAAACUACUUUCUGUGAUUUUAAUUCAUCAUUAUGACUUGUGCUCUGCUUGGGUG